This is a messenger RNA of Sesamum indicum (sesame), 1247 nucleotides long. RefSeq names its product NAC domain-containing protein 6. Gene Ontology annotation, molecular function: DNA binding. Gene Ontology annotation, biological process: regulation of DNA-templated transcription. The record is from RefSeq and is a predicted model, not a curated record. NCBI's taxonomy places the organism in Eukaryota, Viridiplantae, Streptophyta, Magnoliopsida, Lamiales, Pedaliaceae.
UGAAACCAAACUACCUUGGGCGUAUAAAUUGAUUCACCCUCCACAUGCUUACUUAACUGCAUAUGCCUUUGAUCACUCUGUGCUCAUCAAGUUAAUACCAAUACUUCUCACACAGCAGCGGACAGCAAAACAGCUUGUUUGUACGUAUUAAUUCCACUUCCAUGGACGAACCUCAUGAUCAGCUUGACUUGCCUGGAUUCCGCUUUCACCCCACUGAAGAAGAGCUUCUCAAUUUUUACCUCAAAAGCAUGGUGUUGGGUAAGAAAUUACGUGGAGAUAUCAUUGGCUUCUUGAAUAUUUACAAUCAUGAUCCUAAGGACUUGCCAGGUCUGGCAAAAAUUGGAGAGAGAGAGUGGUACUUUUUCGUACCCAGGGACAGGAAACAUGGAAGUGGAGGGAGGCCUAGUCGAACUACAAAAAAUGGAUUCUGGAAAGCAACCGGGUCGGAUAGGAAAGUACUGAGCAUGUCGGACCUGAAGAAGAUGUUGGGGCUAAAGAAAACACUUGUGUUCUAUGAGGGCAGAGCACCACGUGGAAGGAGGACUGACUGGAUCAUGAAUGAGUACCGCUUGCCCGAUUCAUGCUCCCCCCCAUCCAAGGAUAUAGUACUGUGUAAAAUAUAUAGGAAGGCAACCUCCUUAAAGGUGCUGGAGCAGAGAGCUGCAAUGGAGGAAGAAGUCAAGACAUACUCUUCUCCAUCGCCACUAACAUCGUCCCUGCACCCCGUCUCGUCCUCAGAUCAGUUUGAGGAUGUGAACUCGACAAGCAGUAACAGGAGGAUUUCGACUUGCACUGGCCUAGUGUUACCAAACGGGAUAGAGAAUUUAGCAGAGCUCCAAGUGCCUAAAAUCGGCAUUGACUGGAACCAAGACUGUUUGUGGACACUUGAGAAUCUCACCCCCUACUUGCCAAUGUGCCAAUUCAGUCUCUGAACUAUACUAAAAUUUGACUUACAGAUGAUUUGGGCCAAAGACACUUGACAAGCAUCAAGGUUGCUCCAAUUCCUAGUUGACAAAUGUAUAUUAAUUUCACCAAGUCUUGAUUACUGUAAUCCAAUAAAUUAAUUAUGUUUUACUACAUGCCAAGGUUGAUUCAACAUAAAACUUGUUGAACAUAAGGGUGAUAAAAAAGUUGAGUUGUCUCCUUGGAAAUCUAUUAAGUACUAAGCUUAACGAUCAGUAAAUCAGAGGAGUUGCAGUAGAACUUUUGGUUUAUUUUCUAUAGUAUUUAUCAGCUGUAUUAUACAA